UUUAGUACUGAGAACGAUGUCACCAACUGCCGGAGGUUGACUUCUUACCUAAUAGACACUUAACAAUAAUAUUUGAAGAUAAGAAGGAAAAAAAUAAUAUAGAUGAACAGGCACUUCUUGUUUAUCUUUCAAAGACUUUUAUGUUAUAGAGAGAUACAAGGCAAAUGUCUGAUUUCCAUUAUUAUGAUUAUUAUCUCUGUCCAUCUCUCCAUCUUUAAUUUACUCAUAGAUUGAAAAUCAUUAAGCACACAAACAUGGCUGAAGCUCUUAUUGUGUCCGCUGUCACAAAACAGCUAGUUGACCUCACUUUUCAACGAACCAGAGAAGAGUUGAGCUUGGUCCAAAAUGUAGACAAAGAUCUUGCCAAACUGAAGAGCAACCUUGAAGCGAUUCAAGUUGUGCUCGAAGACGCUGAGACAAGACAGCUAGCUGAUCAAAGUGUGAGAAACUGGCUCGAUAAGCUGAAAGAUGUUACUUUCGAUAUGGAUAAUGUGCUCAAUGAGUGGAGCUCUGCCAUUCUUAUGCUGAAAAUCCAAAGAGAAGGUCAAACUGUUCCUAUUGGGACCAAGAAGAAGGUAUGCUUCUCAAUUCCUCCAGCUUUUUCUUGCUUCAAGUCUAAAGUUGAUCGAAUCGCUUUGCGUCAUGAUAUUGCUCACAAAAUCAAAGAUCUCAAUGAAAAAUUAGAUGCAAUUGCUGUUGAGAAAGAUAGGUACAAGCUUGCCACCACAACCAUCGAGCGAGCUAUUGAGCGACCAAGGACUACGUCCUUGGUCGAUGAAACUGAAAUACAUGGUCGAGAUAAUGAUGUUAACAUGUUGUUGAGCAAGUUGUUGUGCGAGGAGAAUACCAAUACAAGUAGAGGGCUAGAAGUCAUUCCUAUUGUCGGCAUGGGAGGACUUGGAAAAACCACUUUAGCGCAACUUGUAUAUAAGCAUGAAAACGUCUUGACUCACUUUGAUAAGAAAAUUUGGGUGUGCGUAUCAGAUCCUUUUGAUGAGAUAAACGUUGCCAAAGCAAUUAUUGCAGAAAUUGAGGGGAAUUCCCCAAAUGUUAAUGAAUUGGAAACUUUGGCUCAAAAGAUUCACAAGUAUGUUAAAGGAAAGAGGUUUCUUCUUGUUUUAGACGAUGUAUGGACAAAGGACAAGAGGAAGUGGGAAAAUUUGAAACAACCUCUUCAGAGUGGUGGUAAAGGAAGUAAAGUAGUUGUAACCACAAGAAAUGAGGAAGUUGCUAUUAUGAUGAGGGCAUCGAAUAAUAUAAUUUAUAUGGAACUUUUGCCGGAAGAAUUUUGUUGGGUGAUAUUUAAGCAACAUGCAUUUUCAGAACGAAGAGAAGAAGAGUGGAAACAUUUAGAGGAGAUUGGUCGAAAUAUUGCAAGGAAGAGCAAAGGGUUGCCUCUUGUAGCAAAAACACUAGGAAGUCUUAUGCGGUUUAAGAAGACUAAAACUCAAUGGGAGGAAGUACUGCAUAACGAAUUGUGGAAAACAAAAGAUGUUGAAGAAAUCUUUACUCCAUUCCUUGUAAGCUAUUUUGAUUUGUCAGCUAUAGAAAGGUGUUGUUUCUCAUACUGUGCUGUAUUUCCAAAAGAUCAUGAUAUUUACAAGGAUGUCUUGAUUGAAAUAUGGAUGUCACAAGGCUAUUUAGGUCAUGAUGGACAAAAUGCAGAGAAUGAAGGUUAUCAAUGUUUUGAAAAUUUGUGCAUGCGAUCUUUCUUUCAAAAUUUAAUAAAGGAUGAUCUUGAUGGUGGUAUUCGAAGUUGCAAGAUGCACGAUAUUGUGCAUGACUUUGCCCAAUUUUUGGUAAAGAAAGAAUGUAUCACAAUGGAAGUUUUUCCUGUUGAGAAGAAUUUAACAAUUGAUGAAAAAUCUCGUCAUGUGACCAUGUAUCAAAUUGGUGAAGAAUUGGAAGCACCAAACUACAGCAAAUCGAAUGAGAAGAAUAUUCGUAGCUUAUUUAUUGUGUCAGGUCCAAGCCUUAAUGUAGAUGGUUUAUUCUUCUCACAUAGUUCAGCGUUCUCACAGCUCAUGUGUCUGCGGACGUUAUCUUUGAUCAAUCUAUGUCAUCUUGGGAUACUAGAAGACAAUAUUGGUAAAUUAAUACAUUUGAGAUAUCUCAAUUUACAGGGGAACUACAAUUUAAAGGGAUUACCUGAAUCAAUAUGUGAUUUAUGUAAUUUACAAACUUUAAAUCUGUCAGGUUGUCGUUCAAUUAAGAGAUUACCAGAAGGAAUGGGGAAGUUGAUAAAUUUGAAGCAUUUGUAUAUAGUUGGGUGUGGCUUGGAGGGAUUGCCAAGAGGAAUUGGUCGAUUGUCAAGUCUUCGAAGGUUAGAUUGGUUGGUGGUAUCUGAGCCUAAACAAAUGUAUUCUGAUAUUGGAGAUUUGGAAAACCUUAUUAAGAACCUUCGUCGUGAGUAUAUUUGUGAUAUAAAGGGAUGCAGAUACUUGGGAAGCAUGUUUGAGAAAAAGAAAAUAAGUUUCAAGAAUAUUGGUGUGAGCAAAGAUAAUCGUUUAAACCUUGACUUUGGGGUGUUGGAAAAAAUGAGUGAAGUUGAAGAUGAUAGUGGUAUACUUGAAGCCUUAGAACCACAUCGAAACCUGAGAUCGUUAAUCAUCAAGAACUACAUUGGCCCUUGCAUGUCUCCUAGUUGGAUGUUGUCUUUAACUCAUUUACAACGAGUUCAACUUUGGAAUUGUGAUAGUUGUGAGAUCUCACCCUCUUUACAAGAACUUCAAUUUCUCGAGCAUCUAGAAAUACGUUGGAUGAAAAGUCUGAAAAAGGUGGGCGUAGAGUUUAUGAAAAAAGCUAAAAGAGAUAAAGAAGAUGAUGUUGGUUCAACAAGUCGACUAAAUUCACCAAAUUUAGUCAAUUCAUCAUUCCCAAAGCUAAAGAGUCUUUUAUUUGAUUCGUUGCCGCAGUGGGAAAAGUGGGAAGGUAGCAUGGCAGAAGCAGAGAAACAUUUUCGAGUAAUGCCCUCUCUUACUGUAUUGAAGAUUUUGAAUUGUCCUCGCCUAGAAACACUACCGGACUUACUUCGAACAAUGGUUGCACUCAAAGAAUUGAGUUUAGGCUCAUCAAUGAUACUUGAGGAAUGUUGCACAAGGAGGACGGGUAAGGAAUGGGCCAAGAUUUCUCACAUUCCAAACAUCCAUGUCAACUACAACUAUGUGCAAAAAGAUGGCCAGCUUUAUUCUCAGUCCAGGAAACUCAACCCAAAACAUAAAUAAUAAUGCCAAUUAAUUAUUGGAGGGACGUACGUAACAGCUGUGAAUUCUUGUCAUCGAUUAUGUGAGUCCCAGCCAUUAGAAAACUGUGUCAGAUUCAUAUAAUUUCCCUGGUUGUCUGUGGCCAGUGUUGCUGUACGUGAG
This is a messenger RNA of Humulus lupulus (European hop), 3365 nucleotides long. RefSeq names its product putative disease resistance protein RGA3. The record is from RefSeq and is a predicted model, not a curated record. NCBI's taxonomy places the organism in Eukaryota, Viridiplantae, Streptophyta, Magnoliopsida, Rosales, Cannabaceae. Bases 255 to 3224 code for a protein of 989 amino acids. Gene Ontology annotation, molecular function: ADP binding. The transcript has 2 exons. Gene Ontology annotation, biological process: defense response to other organism.